Aspergillus tubingensis is the source of this 666-nucleotide messenger RNA. RefSeq names its product RraA family protein. The record is from RefSeq and is a predicted model, not a curated record. NCBI's taxonomy places the organism in Eukaryota, Fungi, Ascomycota, Eurotiomycetes, Eurotiales, Aspergillaceae. The coding region runs from base 1 to 666 and encodes 221 amino acids. The transcript has 4 exons.
AUGAGCAACCAAUUCAGCAAGCUGCUAGAAUACUCUGCGUGCGAGAUCGCCGAUGCUCUCCUCGAGCUGAGCGUGCCGGGCGCCGGCUUCCUUCCAGACAUCGCGCCCCUCGCUAAUACACAAACAAAAAUCAUCGCCCCCGCAACAACCGUCCUCUUCAUCCCCCGAGACCCGCCCCCCUCUCUUUCCGCUACUCUAAUGCCGUCCAACAUACCCAAAGGCCAGAUCUACGCCGACAUUAUCAUUCCUUCAACCAUCGUAGUCAUGUCGCAGCCCCGUGGCGCCAGCACGGCAACGAUGGGGGGUUUGAUGGCAGCGCGGAUGAAUAAGCUCGGCGCACAGGGUGUGCUCGUGGAUGGGCGGGUGCGAGAUGUAGCGCAGUUGACCGACAGUCGGUUUGUGCACAUGCCUGUGUGGAGCCGCGGUGUCAGCGCUGUAGCGACGAGGGGGGAGUGCAAGGCGCAUGCGGUCGGAAUGGAGGUUUGGGUUGGAAAGUCGAGGGGGGAUUUGAUUAUGCUAGAUCCUGAGGAUAGGUGUGCGGUUUGCAUCCCGCAGGACCAGGUUGGGGCUGUGCUAGAGAUGGUGGAAGGUAUUGCCACAGCGGAUGAGGUGAAAAUGGUGAGAGUGUUGGGGGGAAUGAGUGUGCAGGAGGCAAUUUCUCUGUAG